AUGUCAGAAAUACGAUUGACAAAGACUAAGGUGGAAGAUAUUCGCUCUUUUCAGUUGGAUAACAAUACGGUUGGUUUACCACCGAAACGUGAAGUAUCCAUCUACGGUUUAAACGAUAAUAUCAAUGAAGCAUUCUUGAGGGAUAUGUGCGAGUAA
Anisakis simplex (herring worm) is the source of this 156-nucleotide messenger RNA. NCBI's taxonomy places the organism in Eukaryota, Metazoa, Nematoda, Chromadorea, Rhabditida, Anisakidae. The record is from the annotation of a GenBank genome assembly.